Drosophila busckii is the source of this 5187-nucleotide messenger RNA. It is a transcript of the gene Tmem131, whose product is annotated as transmembrane protein 131 homolog. Bases 18 to 5039 code for a protein of 1673 amino acids. Gene Ontology annotation, cellular component: membrane. The transcript is spliced from 4 exons. NCBI's taxonomy places the organism in Eukaryota, Metazoa, Arthropoda, Insecta, Diptera, Drosophilidae. The record is from RefSeq and is a predicted model, not a curated record.
AUAAAUACAACAGAAGAAUGUACACAAAAACGCUGCCGCUGCCGGCGCUACUGCUGCUACUGUCGCUGCUGCAACCAUUGCCAUUGGUAUUCGCGGGCCUACAGAAGGACUUUAUCAGUGUAGAGCAGACGCCAACGUUUGCCGAAACGCAGCAGGCGCAUCAAAACGAACAGCUCAAGUUAAUGCAAUACUUGAAUUUCGUGCCAGCAGCCAUAGACUUUGGUAUAUGGUCGGUGGGGCAAACGGUAACGCAUACAGUGACGCUAUUUAAUCAGCACACAAACCGCAGUGUGCAAUUAAACGCGGUGACUGGGCCAAGCCCCAUAUUCUAUAGCAGUUUCCUGGGCACACGCGAAGUGCCGCCACAGGGUAACACAACAUUCAGUGUGGUAUUUUUGCCGCGUCAAAUAGGUGCCAUAUCAACGGGGCUGCUCAUCCAAACAUCCUUUGGACGCGCCGAAAUCGAGGUGCGCGGCGAGGGCAGCGAAUGUCCAUAUCGCCUCAAGCCACUGGUGGGAAUUAAAGCGCCCAUGAAUGCGACGCUUACGCCCGUUAUACACAUGUAUAAUCCACAUGCGCGACCGCUGCAGAUAUUAGAGAUCUACAGCAGCGGCGGCGAGUUUCAGCUGGAGUUACCCAGCGGCGGCUCGGAGGGCCCGCAGAAUCUGUGGCAGAUACCGCCGCAUUCCUUAAAGCCAGUCAUACGCUUAUCGUUUCAUGGCCGCACCGCUGGCAACCACAGCGCCUACAUUCGCAUUAAAAUAGCUGAGCAAACAGUUAGCGAUGUGGACGAAGAUGGUGACACAAUUCUGCAGCUUCACAACGAGCAUGUACUAGUCAUACCCGUGGAGUUUGAAAUACUGCCCAAUCAUGGAGUCUAUGCGCGCAAUCCACUUGCAGACUUUGGACGCUUGGCCACAGAACCGCCGCAUGGCGAAACGCUGCGCUUCAAACUAGAGCUGCAAAAUGCACACAGGAUAAAAUUUCUCCUGAACAAUCAUGCUAUACCAGGAGUCACGUACGACACACAGAAUGCUAGCAUCGUCAUUGAUCCCACGUACUAUGAGCAGAGUACGAGCAUCAAUGAGCUAAUGUUAUUACACACAGCCAGCGGCAUGCAGUCAUUUACAGUGCUGGUGCGCGCCGAGAUUUACAAAGGUGGUCUGGGCUGGGAUAAGAACGCCACGCGCUUCAUUACUACCGAGGAGGCAGCGGAGUUGACGCUGCCGCGCGAACUCUCGCUACAAAAUCAUUUUGAGUUGCCACUGCUUGUGCUAAACUAUAGUCUAAGUGCAGACUUGGAUCCAGCGCUGCUGGAACUGCGCCUAAUUGAUGAGUUGCCACUGCUGCUAUUGCCGGGCGCCAAGCUGCCUUAUCUGCAGCUACGUCUGCUGGAUCCGCACGCAUAUUUCGACGCCAAACUGCGCAUUGCGACCAAUGUUAGCGUCUUUGAGCUGCCUUUGGCCGCUUGCAAUGGACGCUUGCAUGUGACUACACAGCCCUUUGACUUGGACUUGCAGCGUGACUUGAGCGCCUACAAGCUGGAGCUAGAUUUGGGCACAGUUCCCUUUGCAGAGUCCUCGCACGAUGGACAUAUCAUCCUGCGCAACGAUAAUCCGCUGCCCAUUAAGCUAACCAAUUGGAAUUUCAAACUGCCCAAAGGCGUUUACUUUCAAACCACAUUUCUGGGCUGCGUGUCCAAUGUCAGUGUGCUGCUCGAGAACGACACAUCGAUGCAUAUAUGCGGCCAGCUGGAGCCAGGCGAUUUGGCUGUCUUCAGACUCUCCAUACAAAGCUAUGUGGCGGAGCAGAGCGCGGGUGUUCUAAAGGUCUGGACACCCUACGAGCUCAUACGCGCCAGCGUGCGCUUUCGCGCUUCAGUGGGUCAGCUGGACAUAGAGCAGCAGCAGCUGCAGUUCAAGUCCUGCUUUCCCGGCAAAGUCUGCUCGGCCGUGUUGAGCAUCCGCUCCAGCUUUACGCAUACCGUGCAUGUCAAAUCCGUCAGCUUCACACGCGUUGGCCUGCGCUUUAAGGACUUCAAUGCCAAGGGCACCACCAUUGCACCGCAGACGCUGACCAAAGUGGGUCGCAUUUACUUUGAGCCGUCGGCUUUGUGUGGCAGCACUUGCUAUAUACGCCCCGGCUUCGAUGAACGUGCCAUCUUUCCCAGCUUGGCCGUGGGCGCCAGACCCAACAAUAAUCUGCUCUACGAUGGCGUCGAGGUGCGACAGCGUACUGAGCUUUAUCGCAAGCUCAAGCGUCAGCUGCAGAGCCUUUCGCUAACGCUGCACAGUGAUGAGCUGCCACCCAUGGAGCUGGACUUUGCCAUAGCGCUAGAGUGGCCCAAGCUGGUGCAACAUCAACCGCUGCCGCCUACGCCCGCCAUUGAAGUGGGCCAAGUGCAGCGUCAAUGGAUUACCAUCAAAAAUCCCUCCAAUCAUCCACUGCUGCUGGACUAUUAUCUCUCGGAUCCGGCAUAUGCCAAACGCACACAGCUCUCGCUGCCCCAUGAGAUUAUCGAUGUCAGCAGCAGCAGCUGCUAUCUGACGGACAAGCCCGUCUUCUCGCUGCCCGACCAGGUUUUCACCAAACCAAUGCUCCUCGAGCCCCACGGCACCGUCACCAUACCCGUGCAGUUUAGCGCCUAUCAGCCGGACAAGUACUGCACCUUGCUGCAUGUGCGCAGCAAUCUGACGCUAUACGAAGCGGUCUGGCUAACUGCACGCUCGGUUCUCUCUCAAUUCCGUUUGGGCAAUCGACGUCCUGGCUCGAGCAUGCCGCUGCUCUUUGACUUUGAUGCGGAGCAAUUUGAACGCUGCGAUGGCACUUGGCCUGCUGUGCCAGACGAUGACUCUAGUCACACGGUCGUCACCAGACGCAGCUUUACGGCUCGCAACGCGGGCAUUUUGCCGCUGCGAGUGGACGGCUUCAUCAUCGGCAGGCGUCCAUGCGAGUCUCAUGGCUUUAGGGUCCUGGACUGCCACAGCUUCGAGCUGCAAGAGAACGAGACACGCAAGAUCGAGAUAAGCUACAGCGCCGACUUUACCGCUUCGCGCGUGCAACGCACACUGACGCUGCUGACCAAUCUGAGCUAUGAGGUGCAGUAUACACUGUUGGCCCAACUGCCUGCAGAGAGUGUGGAACGUUGUGCGGCCAGUUUGCCGCGUCCCACCUGGGAGCCAUCGUUGCGCAAUGCGGCGCUGGUGGUGCUGCUGGUUAGCUUCUGCCUGGUGCUACUGGCGGCGGUGUUUGAUGCACGCGCCAUUCUGGCUCAGCAGAAUGCGUACGAUGCAGCGCGUUAUAAGGCAGCCGUGCAGCCCACGUUCAAUUUGCGCAACAUAGUGAAGCAGCAGGUGGCCGAGGAGCAGGCGGCAGCGGCAGCAGCAUUAAAGGCUGAGCAGCAGGCGCAGAAACUGCGCAAUAGUCAAUUAAAGGAUUUACGCAAACGCACAACGCUUCAGAGCACACGAAAAGCCAAAACAGCUUGGGCACCCUGGAGCAUGGAAACGACAAUGCCAGUAGCUACGACGCAAUUGACGACGACUCCAUUGACCACAGCGACAUUGACAACGACGCUAUCGACGACAACAACUUUAACGACGACUGCAUUAAUAACGACGCCUGGAACGGCGACGACAUUAACGCCAGCCAAGCCGGUCAGUUCACCCAAGCCCAGCAAGAAAUUGCAGACAACGCCGCCAAACGUAACACGCAGAGAAGUGAAGAAAGUCAAGUCCUCGCCACCUGUAGCUGUUGCUAUCAGCAAGCCCAAAGUGGAGGCCACACCGCCACCCGAGUUGCCGGAAAAACGCGUGCCGCCUCCCGAAUUGCCAGAGAAACGCGCGCCGCCCGAGCUAACAGAGAAACGUGCGCAGUCCGAGUUACCAGAGAAACGCGCGCACGCGCUCGAAUUGCCAGAAAAACGCGCUUUGCCCGAAAUCACAGAGAAACGCUCGACACCCGAGUUGCCAGAGAAACGAGCGCUGCCAAAAACGCAGAUUAGUCCUCCACAGCAAGAAAAUGUUAUUGCACGCACGCCCAAAUUUACGCCCGAGCCCAGCAAGGAGCGCGUGCUGAAGGAACAAAACGGCAGCGCCAAGAAACUAGGCAAAACCCCUGGACGUGAGCGACGCAAGGAACCCAAGCCGUGCACUAGCAAGAAACCCAACACCUUGGAACGUAAGCCCCGCAGCAAGCAGCUCAACUUUAAUGUUUUGACGCUGGAUGAGAGUGCAGCUGCCACGCCUCUUACGCCCGAACUGGAAUGCAAUGAUAUGAUCACCUCGCCAUGGGAGACCAGCAGUCGUGUAUCCUUUAGCGAUGUGCUGCAGACGAAGACGACGCAGCCGGCUGUAGAACAAACCAUGAACGGGUAUCAGUGGCAGACUAGUGGAGAUUUGGAUUUGGAUUUAGACUUGGCAAGCACACAGCUUGGACCCAUCGGCAGCCGCAAGAACUGGCAGACAAUGACGCAGAACGAAACGCACACAGACACGCUUUUUGCAGCGCCGACAACACCGCCCAAGGCAACUUCAGAUUUGCCUAUGCCUGGACUUAAUGAACUCUGUGACAGUCUCUUCGAGCACCAGCAACAGCAGACGCGUGCACAGUGGGAACACCAGGAAGUGAUGCGUAAGCAGCAGCUGCUGUUGGAUCAGAUGGAGCAGCAACGCAAUCAGCAGCAACAGCAGACCAAAAUCAGCGAACUGUUGGCCAAUAUGGAGCAAAGCAAUUGGUCAACGAAUACAGUCAGCAGCAGCAACAAUGCUUGGUCGCCCUUGGGCUACACCGGCUGGUCAGCAACGCAACCAGAAACGCGCAAUUCACCCGUCAGAGCUCCAGGAAAUGCCAUACGUCCGCCGCCUGGCCUUGAGGCAAAUUGUAAUGGGUUGGCUACAUCAACAAAUGGUUAUCAUAUCGAUCUACUCAACGCACAAGAGGAGUUGCCUAUGGCACCGCCCACACAGUACGAUCCGUUUACUUCGCCCAGUUCCAUCUGGUCGGACACCUGGCGGCAGAACAACAAUUAUAUGAACUGAAAUAUUUGAAAUCCCAAAGCUCACUGAACAAAAACAAAACUAAGCAACCAAAUGAAAUUCUUACUCUCUAGACUCUAGGUUAACAAAUACACAAACAAACAAACACACACAUACACACACACACACACACACAUUAAAAACAUUUAAA